This is a messenger RNA of Cyphellophora attinorum, 1470 nucleotides long. Its product is annotated as Pantothenate kinase. Gene Ontology annotation, biological process: coenzyme A biosynthetic process. The record is from RefSeq and is a predicted model, not a curated record. Gene Ontology annotation, cellular component: nucleus; cytosol. NCBI's taxonomy places the organism in Eukaryota, Fungi, Ascomycota, Eurotiomycetes, Chaetothyriales, Cyphellophoraceae. Gene Ontology annotation, molecular function: ATP binding; pantothenate kinase activity. The transcript has 2 exons. The coding region runs from base 1 to 1470 and encodes 489 amino acids.
AUGACCAACCUCGCGGCCUCCACCACGUACGCUAUCGAGGAAAUUGAGGAAUGUGCUUGUUAUUCAGACGAUGACAGCAGCGUUUCCGAUUACAGCUCGUCGGCGGCAGAACAUCUGUCGGCCAGCAUGACAUCUAUGGAAACUGAUGGUGCUGUCGUGCUGGAUGAACCGCGCCCCUCGUCCUCUCGCGUACCCCCACUGCCCACGUCUGUUAAGAUCAACGUUGAAGGCGCAUUCAUUGUCGACGAGGAAGGCAAGAGCAAUGGCAGUCACACUACGAACGGUCAUCGAACGAGUGACCACGUUCACUGGGACGAGAAGGACAUCGUACUGCCUCACCACACAGAUGUCGUGAGCCAUAUUGCAGUCGAUAUAGGAGGCUCGUUGGCAAAGCUGGUCUACUUCUCACGCGAGACAGGCUCCAAAGAUGGCGGCGGGCGCCUCAAUUUCCUCACCUUCGAGACCGACCGGAUUGAUCUGUGCAUCGAAUUCAUUCAAGAGCUCAAACAGAGACAGACGCGGCUCAAUGGCUCAACGCCCGGCCAGCUGUGUGUCAUGGCUACAGGAGGCGGCGCAUACAAGUUCUACGAUCGGAUGAAGAACGUUCUUCAAGUAGAUAUCGUGCAGGCAGAUGAGAUGGGAUCGCUUAUAACUGGUCUCGACUUUUUCAUCACGGAGAUCCCUCGAGAAGUCUUCACAUACUCCGAAGAAGAGCCUAUGGCGUUCGCCGAGGCGCGGCCCGAUAUCUACCCAUAUCUACUCGUUAACAUCGGCUCCGGCGUGUCGAUGGUCAAGGUCUCUGGACCAGAUGAUUUUGUGCGCGUUGGCGGCACGCAUCUUGGAGGCGGCACCUUCUGGGGUAUUCUGUCGUUGCUCACGGGAGCUCGCACUUUUGACGAUAUGCUGCGGAUGGCACAAACCGGCGACAACAGUGGUGUUGAUCUAAUGGUUGGCGAUAUUUACGGCACAGACUACAACAAGAUAGGUCUCAAAAGUACAGCCAUUGCCAGCACAUUCGGCAAGGUAUUCCGGAUGAAGCGAUUGGCGGAGCGUAGUGCGGAGGACGGCGAGGGUUUGUAUAACGGAGACCCAUUAUCGACCGACAUUCUGGAAGACGACGAGAACAUCAAAGGUGGAUUCCGGAUUCAGGAUAUGGCUCGGAGCUUGCUGUAUGCCAUAUCGAACAACAUCGGCCAGAUUGCAUACCUGCAGUCGGAAAAGCACGGCCUCAAACACAUCUACUUUGGUGGUUCCUUUAUCAGAGGGCACGCUCAAACAAUGAAUACCCUGUCGUACGCCAUCAGGUUCUGGUCCAAAGGCGAGAAGCAGGCAUACUUCCUACGUCACGAGGGCUAUCUCGGCGCUGUUGGUGCUUUUCUGAAGCGGCAGCCAAAGAACUGGGGUCGGCGAAACAGCAUCGAAGACGGCCGCUUAUCGAAGGUGCUGUCGAAAGAGCAGGUGCCUGGAUGA